AUGCUCUUAUUUUAUCAUGAUCAAAACCAUGCUACCUAUAAUAAUCUAACAAAGAGGUCUAUUUCUCAUUCCCCUGGUUCAAUCAUUGCGAUUGUAAAUAUGUGUGUAGGAUGGAGUAUUGCUGGUAUAAUGAGCAUUCACAAGUGGCAACGAAACAGAAAUGUUCGUCGUCGAUUACAAAAUGAUACUAUUUGUGCUGUAUCUUCUACAGAAAACCGAACAUCUGUUGUUGCUCCACCAAGUAUAGGAACUGUUCCCAGUGAAAUAACAAUGGAAACUACUCAAUAUAAUCCACCCCCAUCUCAACCAAAUGAUUCUGAUGUUCCAAAUGAUUUUGUACCUCCUUAUAGUGAAACACCACAGCAUGCCAACGAUAUGGGAUAUUACGAUAUAGAAGGAAAAUUUCAUAGAGUUGAUAGUUUCAAACCUCCUUCUUCUCCUCCAAUUGCAUAUACUAGAUAG
Molecule: messenger RNA, 462 nt
Organism: Candida tropicalis MYA-3404
Lineage: Eukaryota; Fungi; Ascomycota; Pichiomycetes; Serinales; Debaryomycetaceae
Product: resistance to Congo red protein
Exons: 1
Coding region: 1-462 (153 amino acids)
Source: RefSeq, a predicted model, not a curated record